Molecule: messenger RNA, 2151 nt
Organism: Apis laboriosa (Himalayan honeybee)
Lineage: Eukaryota; Metazoa; Arthropoda; Insecta; Hymenoptera; Apidae
Gene: Cyp18a1
Product: cytochrome P450 18a1
Exons: 9
Coding region: 1-2106 (701 amino acids)
Biological process (GO): proteolysis; xenobiotic metabolic process
Cellular component (GO): intracellular membrane-bounded organelle; cytoplasm
Molecular function (GO): oxidoreductase activity, acting on paired donors, with incorporation or reduction of molecular oxygen, reduced flavin or flavoprotein as one donor, and incorporation of one atom of oxygen; heme binding; iron ion binding
Source: RefSeq, a predicted model, not a curated record
AUGUUAGUGGAGCACGCUGCACAAUGGGCUUGGCAAGCAAUGGGCGGCACGAGAAUCGAGGUCCUUUGCACGUUUCUCGUGUUCCUAGGUGUAUUGCUGGUGGCUAGAUGCUUGCAAUGGCUCAGGUAUGUGCGCUCUCUGCCUCCAGGGCCUUGGGGUGUACCCGUGUUCGGUUAUUUGCCAUUCCUGAAAGGCGACGUUCACCUCAGGUACGGAGAGCUAGCGAAAAAAUAUGGUCCAAUGUUCAGUGCCCGGCUUGGUACGCAACUGGUGGUUGUUCUCAGCGAUCAUCGUACGAUUCGCGACACGUUUCGUCGGGAAGAGUUUACUGGCAGACCGCAUACCGAGUUCAUCAACAUCCUCGGCGGAUAUGGUAUAAUCAACACAGAAGGUGCUAUGUGGAAAGACCAAAGAAAAUUUCUUCACGAUAAGCUAAGAGGUUUCGGCAUGACUUAUAUGGGAGGUGGAAAGAAAAUUAUGGAAUCGAGAAUCAUGCGCGAAGUUAAAACGUUCCUUCGUGGAUUGGCGUCAAAACGUGGCACGCCGACCGACGUUUCGGCUUCCCUUGGAAUGUCUAUCAGCAACGUUAUCUGCUCCAUCAUAAUGGGAGUACGAUUCCAGCAUGGCGACGCCAGAUUCAAAAGAUUUAUGGACUUGAUCGAGGAGGGGUUCAAAUUGUUCGGCAGUAUGGCCGCCGUCAACUUCAUCCCCGUAAUGCGUUACCUGCCCUGCCUGCAGAAGGUUCGAAACAAAUUGGCGGAAAAUCGGGCGGAAAUGGCCGAUUUCUUUCAGGAGACGGUCGAUCAGCAUCGCGCGACUUUCGACGAGGGGACAAUGAGAGAUCUCGUCGACGCGUACUUGCUCGAGAUCGAGAAAGCGAAGGGGGAGGGUCGUGCCACCGCCCUUUUCCAAGGAAAGAAUCACGAUCGUCAGAUGCAACAGAUACUCGGCGACUUGUUCUCCGCCGGGAUGGAAACGGUGAAGACCACGUUGGAAUGGGCGAUAAUCUUGAUGCUGCAUCAUCCGGACGCGGCGAUCGCCGUACAGGAGGAAUUGGAUCAAGUGGUGGGGAAAUCGAGGAUGCCAGCCUUGGAGGAUCUCCCUUUCCUUCCGAUAACAGAGGCAACGAUACUCGAGGUCCUCAGACGAUCGAGCGUCGUCCCUUUGGGGACCACUCAUGCCACCACGAGGGACGUGACGUUGCACGGUUACACGAUACCGGCAGGAUCUCAAGUGGUGCCGCUGUUGCACGCCGUGCACAUGGAUCCCGAACUUUGGGAGAAACCAGAGGAGUUUCGACCGAGUCGGUUCCUCUCGGCCGAAGCUAAUCGCAUAAAAUCGUGGAAAAAAACGGACAAGCAGAAUGUUUGGGAGCUAAGCGGUUUGUACGAAGGAGACAUAAUGAUCACGGAGGAAGAUGAAAUAAAGAAUGGUCUGAUAAAAACCGCGUUCCGUUGGCCAGGCGGUGUUGUACCCUAUUACAUAAAGGAAGAAGAUUUUGACGAAGAAGACAUAGAGGUGAUCAAAGAUGCUAUAGAAGAUUACCACCAGAACACGUGCAUACGUUUUCGUCCUUACAAAAAAUCUGACAAUGAUUAUAUCACUAUAGAAGCGAAAUCGUCGGGAUGUUGGUCCCUGGUAGGUAGACACGAUCACGGUCAAGUGGUGAAUUUGCAGAAUCCGGGAUGCGUGCAACAUGGUGUAAUUAUACACGAGCUGAUGCACGCAUUGGGUUUUUAUCAUCAACAAAGUGCCGCGGAUCGUGACGAAUGGGUGACGAUCAAUUGGGAAAAUAUAAAGCCAGGAAGAGAACACAAUUUUAACAAAUAUGACAAUCGCACCGUAACAGAUUAUGGAAUCGGUUACGAUUACGAUAGCAUAAUGCACUACAGCUCUUACGCGUUCUCAAAAAAUGGCGAACCGACCAUCACACCGAAAAAGAAAAACGUGAAACUUGGCCAACGAAAAGAACUCAGUGAGAAAGACACGUUGAAAUUACGAGAAAUGUACAAGGAAGAAUGUGGCAAACGAGAGAUGAAUGGAACUGCGGAUAACAAUUCGAUGGAUGAUAUAUCUAUUGAGUGGAUACUUAGUAAGAAAUUGUAAUUGAAUUUUACUAGAAUUUAAAAAAAAAAAAAUUCGAUUUCUUUG